Messenger RNA from Erythranthe guttata (spotted monkey flower), 1159 nucleotides. Its product is annotated as heavy metal-associated isoprenylated plant protein 3. Lineage: Eukaryota; Viridiplantae; Streptophyta; Magnoliopsida; Lamiales; Phrymaceae. The record is from RefSeq and is a predicted model, not a curated record. Gene Ontology annotation, molecular function: metal ion binding.
CCCUCUCGUUGAUUUCAUAAUUAUAAUUCUGCACUACAAAAACCCAUAAAGAAGGGAAGCAAAACCCCAGAAACCUAAAGAUCAGCUGCGGCAAUGGGUGAGAAGAACAAGAACAAUCAAGGAGAGCAAAAGGAUGGAAAUAACAACAACAAAAACAACGGCGGAGGAAAAAACAAUGCCACGGUGGUGCUGAAAACUGACCUUCACUGCGACGGCUGCGCUUCCAAAAUCAUCAAGUGCAUCCACUCUUUUGGUGGUGUGGAUUCGGUGACAAUUGGAGAAGGGGAGAAGAUUACGGUAGUGGGUAAUGUGGAUCCGGCGAAGCUCCGGGAGAAAUUGGAGCUGAAAACUCACAAAAAGGUCGAGCUCCUUUCACCCCACCCUAAAAAAGACGGCGAUAACAAAGGUAACGGCAAUGGAAAAGAGAACGCCGGCGGCGGCGGCAAUGGGAAGCAGGAGAUGAAAAAUGAAUCCAAAGACCAAAAAUCAAAUGAAAAAUCCGACGAGAAGAAGAAACCAAAUCAAAAGGAGCCACCGGUGACCACGGCGGUGCUGAAGGUGCAUUUGCACUGCGAUGGAUGCAUUCAGAAGAUAUACAAAACCAUCUCCAAAACCAAAGGCUACAAGGAUAUGGAAAUCGACAAGCAAAAGGAUCUCGUGAGAGUGACGGGCGCCAUGGAUAUGAAAGCCCUAGCUGAAAAUCUCCAGAAGCAUCUGAAGAAGAAUGUUGAAAUUGUGCCCUCGAAGAAGGAGAAUGAGAAUAAGGAAAAAGGCGGCGGCGGCGGCGGUGGUGAUGAGAAGAUGGAAGGGAACAAGAUGAUGCAGCAGCAGCAGCAGCAGUCACAGAUGGUUGGGCCGAACCCGUACCCGGUGAUGUACGGGCCGGGUGGUGUAUUCGGGGACGAGUUUCAUCAGUACCACGCGCCUCAGAUGUUUAGCGAUGAGAACCCAAACGCGUGCACUGUCAUGUGAGAGUGGCAGUAUGUAAAUAAGAUUAGUAUUCCCAUGGCAAUUUCGUCUUUUCGCUUCUCUUUAUUGUACAAGGUCCACUUUCCAUAUUUGGCCACGCAUUUUUACUAGGAUUACGUUUUUGUUUUUUUUGGCUAUCAAAUUUUGAUCACUAUUAAUUUUGUAGUAGAACUAAUAAUUUUUAAUUUAA